Molecule: messenger RNA, 1109 nt
Organism: Pseudo-nitzschia multistriata
Lineage: Eukaryota; Bacillariophyta; Bacillariophyceae; Bacillariales; Bacillariaceae
Source: the annotation of a GenBank genome assembly
AACACAACCARGAAAAAAGACAAAGAUCAAGCCAACUCUACGGCUGACUCGGAAGCUGUUGUGAACAAUCAAUCAUGAUCCAAUGCAAUGCAUCGUCCACUGGUCGGAGGACGCUCCUUCUCCUCGCCCAAAAACAACGACAGCAUCAAUCAUCGUUGUCGUCCUCAUUGCCAUUAAAGUCUCGUGAUCCGCUUUGUCGACUAUAUUCUUCGUCGAARGCAUGCCGCAAAAAAGACCUUCCUCCCCCCCUCCCCCCCAAAAMCGGUGGCAGCAGCAGCAAGCAAGCCAAGGGAUUCCCGUCCCCGUCCCCGGCUCAGGCCAAAAAGGAAUACCUCGAAUCCCAAAAGCGAACCGGUGAAUUUUUGCAGGAUCCCCAGGCCAAUAUUUUGAGGUUGCAGAAAGAAAUGAACGAGACGAAAGCAAAGCUCCUGACGGUUCACGACAAGCCGAUUUGGAGACGCGUCGUCGAUCGGUUCAAAGCCAAGAGGCACUCGGUCAUCAAUUUGCUGUGUGCCAGCAUGGCCUAUAUUCUGGCGCACAAGCUGCAUCUAAAGAUGAAGGCCAAUCAGGAAUUGCAAGAAGAGAUCGACUCGGAACACGCCAAAAACUCYGAGCUCAGAGCCCUGCUUCGGUCCCUGACGACAGAGGAAUUUUUGAGAGACGUGCUGGCCGAGGCGACAUCUGCGGGUGACGACAACAGCCCGGAAAGCRUUUCAAAUGCAAACGAAAAUUCUUCAUCUUCUUGGUGGUCGUCGACAAGCUCACAGACGACAAAAUCUGCAUCGCAAUCCGUAGACAGCGACGCGUUGGUAGAUGCCCUGCGCACUAAAUUGCAAGCCCGCAUCGGCGACGAAGGCCUGGAAGAUGCCGAUCGCAAGGAGAAAAACAUCCAGGAAAUCUGGAAAGAAAACGAGAAACGAAUAGAGGAGACGGAAGAAGGAUUGGCGGUAGCACUGGCCGCUGUCGCGGCGGAAGGGCAACCCGGGGAGGCAUCUGCAACAACGUCCUCUUCGAAAAAACGAGUUUUCGACAUGUAGAGUUGGAAAUAGCAUCAGAUUCAAAUCUCUCUUUGAUUGGUUAGAGAAAAGGAAAAAAGAGCGCACUUGCAA